Chelonus insularis is the source of this 4006-nucleotide messenger RNA. RefSeq names its product erythroid differentiation-related factor 1. Gene Ontology annotation, biological process: positive regulation of DNA-templated transcription. The record is from RefSeq and is a predicted model, not a curated record. The coding region runs from base 138 to 3782 and encodes 1214 amino acids. The transcript is spliced from 7 exons. Lineage: Eukaryota; Metazoa; Arthropoda; Insecta; Hymenoptera; Braconidae.
GUAUGGUUUGUUUUCCAAAUAGAUGUUUCUGGUGGAUUCUACACUAUUCUCUUUGAAGACCUUUUAAAAACGUUAUUCAUUCGCAAAGUAGUUGAAUCGACGAAAUCAAAAAAUCGUAAAAAAUUCAUCAAAACAUUAUGAUUGAUACAUCGGAUGGAAAUUCAGACGAUCUUAAACUCACGUCAGUGUCUUUAGAUACGUCAACAAAAUUAGUAAAAUCAACAGCGGUUGUAAAGUACUCAACAUUUCCAAACCCCGCUACUUUUGCACAACUUCAAUGUAAUACUAAUUUAAAUCUACCUCCAAGUAAUUGGUUGAGUAGUUCUGCUGAAAGCUACGGUCUCCAGAAUGUUUGGUGUCAUAACACAGGUUUUUCCAGCUUUCGCAUGGCUCAUAUGUUCCCUGACUGUGUUGGAGAAGUAGAUGUAGUUUCUGAUGCUGAAAACAUCAAAAAGCUACUCAAAAUGCCAUAUUCUCAGGGUGUUAUAUCGAUGAUAGUUCAUAGAAUUGAAAACACUUUAUUACUAGAUGAUUUUGAUAUUCAUAAAUACCUUUUACGCCAGGCAGAAAGUGAUUGGAAGUGGCUGAAAGAUUUCAUUUAUGAACAUGUUUUUCACAAUGCAGAAGAUAGAGAAAAACGACUUUAUCAUAAAAUAAAUAGUAGAAAUGCACUGCAACAGAAAAACUUGGUAUCGAAAUUUUUAUACCACUCAUUAGUUCCUGCAGAAAAUCAACCUCUAACAAAACAAGAAAAGCCACCUUUACCUUUAGAAGUUUCAGAACCAAAACUACCUGAGCCAACUAAUGAAGAGAAAUUACCAGAUCCUGGAUAUGAUCAUAAUUUUGCUAGAAAUGUGGUUUGGACUUUUGAAAACAUUCAAAUGCUGAUAGGUACUGAUAUGCCAAUUUUCGGUGGCAAAACUCAUCCCUGUAUCAGUUUAAGAUUAAGAGACAUGAAGAAACCUAUUAAUGUCCUCACUGGAAUUGAUUACUGGCUUGAUAAUUUAAUGUGUAACGUGCCCGAAGUGGUAAUGUGUUACCAUCUUGAUGGGAUAGUUCAAAAAUAUGAACUCAUUAAAACAGAAGAUCUUCCCAACAUGGAUGAUGCCAAAUUUAGUCCAAAAGUCAUCAGAGAUGUAGCUCAGAAUAUAUUAAGCUUUUUAAAGAGUAAUGCUACUAAAGCUGGACAUACAUAUUGGCUAUUCAAAGGAAAAAACGAUGAUGUGGUUAAGCUUUACGAUCUAACGUCACUCUGUGGUGAUGUAUCAGACGAUAAAGGACAAAAUCCAUUUACUGUACCAGUAGCGAUGCUUUUAUAUCGAGUUGCAAGGAACAUGAAAUAUUCAUCUGAUAAUAGAGGACAUCAGGGUACCAUUCGAAUGCUUUUAAAAAACUGUAUCCAUUUAUUGGCUCGUGAAAAAUAUCCUCAAAUUGUUACUUCAGCACACUUUAUGUUGUCAGAUUUAUAUAUACCUGCAGAUACUGAUCCCGUGUCUCCAGUUUUAGUGGAUCAAAAUGAAGAUGAUCAAAACGAAGAUACUCAAAGUGAAUGUAGUACUAAUCAAGAAAAUGAAAGUUCAGAGUAUUCAGAAAAUGAUGUAGAAGCAAGUGCUACGGUUAAGUCACUAACAUUAACUUACAUAAAAGAUGAAUCUGAGCAAGAAGUAAAAUACAAACCUCCAGUUAUAACUGGAAGUAUUUUAGAAAGAUGUCGAACUGCUUUAAGUCAUGUAUCUCAUGGUUUGGAGUGUUUGAAAUAUUUCCCAAAUGAUUUAGAUGAACAGGAACAAGAAAAUGAAUCAAAAAAUACAGAUAAAUCAAAAACUAUGGAUAAUUCAAGCAGUAAACAUGUUGAAGAAACUCAGAAUUCAGCAAAACCAUUUGAAGCCAUUCCAAUGCCGUACUAUUCUUUAGAAAAAUCAAAAGAUCAAGCUAAUUUGUCCAGUCCAAAUCUCAAAAAAAAAGAAAAGAAAAAAAAGAAGAAAGAAAAAACUGUGAAAGAAAAUGUCUCGAAAGAUAUUGUUGAUACUAGUCCCAAAGCUUUGAUUUGCAAAUCGAAAGUUGAAACUCUGCCAACAUGGCAAGCUCCUAAAAGGAGCGAUAAUUUAAGUUGGAAAGCACAUUUGAAAAUUUUAUUAUACGAAAAAGCUUGUUUAAUUUUUGGAGUAUUAUCUGAGUAUGAAUUUACUCAUGAAAGAUUUGGAGCUUCCUUGAGAUACAUAAAAAACGUUUUGAAGUGCCAGAAAAUUCUUGAAAUAUUUUGUGGUCAACCAAAUGAAAAGUUGAUUAGUUAUUUAUUAGGAAGGGCUGGAGAUAUUUGUUUUAGAAUAGUACAACAUUGGAAUAAGAUUGAAAGUCACAGAGAAGCAUAUGAGAGCACCGAUGAUAUUGAAGAGAAGAUACUUAGCGAAUUUUCAAAAGCAGAAGAUAUUGAUAUCAAUGUCAUUGAACUCUUCCCAAAAAUUUUAAAUAAUCUUGAACAAACACUUAUAGCAUCUUUCCAACUCUAUGAAAAAGCAUUGUCAUUAAAUCCUACAGAAAACGAUAAAGAUAAUCUAUUACGACGUCUCGGAAAUAUUCAUAAUGAACUUGGAGUAUUUUAUAUGAACCAAGCAAUGUCUAAGUACAGUCAAUAUGACUUAGAUAAUUUAUCUGAACCACCAGAAGUUUCAAAUUUAUUGAAAAAAUCUAUGAAACAUCUAGAAGAUGGUAUCAAAGCAUUUGAAGUAGUUCAUGAUGAGGUUAAUUUAGCUCUGUUACAUUCAAACACUGGCAGGUUAAUGCGUCUUUACGCUCACAUGAACGCAGAAAAACAGUCUGAGGAGCAAAUGUACUAUAAAAAAGCUGUUUCUAGUUAUCAAAAAGCUCUCCAAGUUUUAGGUACGAAGAAAACAAGUCCUUCGACAUGGGAUGUCGUUACUUGGGAUCUUUCUACCACACUUUUUUCUAUGGCUACUCUAGUGCAAGAGUAUUCUAGUUCUGAUAAGACGGAUGAUGAAAUGGAAAGAGAAGUUGUAGAAAUUCUCCAAAAGGCAUUAAAGUACUGUGAUCCGGAAAUUGCUGGCUCUAAAAAGCCAGUAUACGAAUUCCGAGCAGCUAUAAUUCAUCAUCGAUUAGGGUCUCUUUAUCAUCGCGUUUACCGUGAAAUGGAUGCUGAUGCUGAUCCUGUAAAGCGUAAAAAUAGUUUGCAAUUGAGUAAACUGUAUUAUGAGAAAGCUGCUAAUCUCUUAUCAACUCUGGAACAACCUAGAGAGUAUUUAUCUGUUCAAAUGGAGCGUGAAGCACUUUGUGAACAUCAAGCAUGGGUCUCAUCAAAUUAUAAUGCAAAAAUAAAAGCCUAUCAAAGUGCAUUGGAAUACAUGUUACAAUGUGAAUCGAUACUUAAAGAACUUAUUGAAAAAUUUAAAGAAAUAAAGCAAGAGAAAGAAACGAGAGAAAUAAAUAAAUCAACAGAUAAUACCAAUAAUAUAACAGAAGAAAAUUCAUCAGAUAAAGAUAAUAUUGAUGAAGAAGAUAAACUAAAUGAAGAUGAAGAAAAACUUAUUCAAUUAUUGGAACAGAGACUUCAAAAUGUUUUGAAAUCUUUAACUAAGUUAUGUCUGGGCAAACACAACACUGCUAACAGUAAAAAAGAGAUUGAAAAUAUGACCAAUGUCUACAAAUUAUGCUACAGUAAAACAUUGAGACAAGAUCAGAAGUCUGGAAUGGAUUUAUUAUAUCAUAUGUAUGAAGUUUUGAAAGAUAUUAGUCCAAGAAUUCGUGAUAUACAAGAAGUAAAUUAGUGUUUAAUUAUUUAUUUUUAAAUAAUAUAAUUUAUUCAAGAUAAAAUAUUAUAAAUUUUGUUUCCGUACUGUAAAUAGAUCGUAAAAAUUUAUACUUAAUUCAAAAAUAGUUAUGAAACAUAUUUCUCAUAGGCUUUUUUAUUGCUAGCUACUAUACAUUGAUGGAAGUGAAAAAAAAUAACCAGGCAGAUUUAUUUUUAACUAAACUGUAUUUACAAUUUUUA